Messenger RNA from Sipha flava (yellow sugarcane aphid), 1725 nucleotides. Its product is annotated as DNA excision repair protein ERCC-8-like. Gene Ontology annotation, cellular component: nucleotide-excision repair complex; Cul4A-RING E3 ubiquitin ligase complex. Bases 278 to 1489 code for a protein of 403 amino acids. The record is from RefSeq and is a predicted model, not a curated record. Gene Ontology annotation, molecular function: protein binding. Lineage: Eukaryota; Metazoa; Arthropoda; Insecta; Hemiptera; Aphididae. The transcript is spliced from 5 exons. Gene Ontology annotation, biological process: proteasome-mediated ubiquitin-dependent protein catabolic process; transcription-coupled nucleotide-excision repair; protein polyubiquitination.
UCAUAUUGAGCCUCCAGAGUAUUCGAUACUAACAUCAUAUCGAGUAUCCAGAGAAAUUUACAAUAAUCGAUCAGUUGAGUGUCUUCCAUUUUAUGCCCAUAAUUCUCCGUUCGCAGAUCAGUGUUACGCGCGUUUCGAGUAUAAGUACUUUAGCUCAACGCUCUCGAACCACCGCUGCCGACCAGUCUUGCUGUUCUGUGGUUCUGUGUCCAUUGGAUCUCGACUUCUGUAUUACCAGCCACUACGGUACACUGUCUCCAGAAAUACCAUUUUGAAAAUGGAACAGCAAUCAUUGCCGUCGUCUUCUUUAACUGCUAGACGCCAGACAUCUGUGAAAAGAAAGCAAAAUCGUGUUAUUGACUUGAUUAUGAAGCGCUCAAUAGGAGCGAUAUCUUCUAUAGAAUAUAAACGACGUACGAUUAUUAAUGAGAUAAAUUAUGUGGCAUAUGCAGUUAAUAAAACAUCCUUGCCUGUAAUGUAUAUUAACCCAAAUGGUAGAAGCACUCGAAAUUUUGUAAUAGAUGAUAUUCUUGGUAUGGAAGUUAAUCCAACAGAAAGUAGUUGCUUACUAGUCACAUCAAGAUACAACAGUGUAGCAAUUUAUAAUGUAUCUCCAGAUGUUAUAACUUUUAAUCAAAUCAAGCGAAUGACAAUUCCACAUGAUCCGAUUGAUAUUAAUGGAACACCUAAUUCAGUUCAUUGGCUUUGGGAUGGUACAGUAUUUUCUGUUUGCACUUUGGACUCGGUACAUUUUUGGGAUUCGUGUUCUUGUAAAAUUAUGGAAACUGUAAAAAUGCCUAUCAGAGUAUUAAACCAUGUCAUUGCUGCAAAGAAAUAUAGUGCAAAGAAAUAUGUUGCAGUUGCAGCAAUAGAUGGACAUGUAUUCAUGAUUGAUAUGCUUCGUGGUAUUGUUGUAAUGACUAUGAAAAAUGUUGAAAAUAGACCAAUAACAACUAUACAAUGGCACCCAACAAAUGAAUUACAAUAUAUUACUGGUAAUGAUAAUGGAAACAUAUUACUAUGGGAUCUUCGAUUUCAAAAUAACUUUGUUUUAAAGUAUAAUGAUGAUGAUUCCUUUUCAAAAACAACAAGCCAUCCUAAUCCAGUUAUUGGUUUGCGUUUUUAUAAUAAUGGAAACAGUAUUAUAUCUGUCGAUAACAUGGGAGGCAUCAGAACUUGGGAAGUUAGUACUGGUAACAUGCGUCCAAACUAUUAUGAGCCAGUUACACUGUGUCGACUGAACAAAAGCCAAAUUUUCAAAGAUUUUCAAUUUGCUGUUACUGAAAAUUUGAAAGAAGACAUUGCAUUUAUGCCUUCAGAUAGAGGAAUGAAAAUAUUUGACAUAGAAAGUGGUGAACAUUUACCCCAUUCAGAUGACAUACCACUACCAGUAAAUUGUGCCACUUAUGAUACACAUAGAUUUUGUGUUUAUGGAGGGUCUAAUGACUUAGUGAAAUUGUGGGCACCUGCUCGAAAAAUUUAUGUAUAAAUAUGUACUCCGACAAUUUAAUUUAAUUUUUUUCUCUAUGUCGAUAUUAUGACAUAACAUAUUAUAUUAAAUUAGUUUAUGUUAUUGUCAUAACACAAAAAUAAAUAAAUAAAUCUACAGUCAAACAUCCUAGUUGGCCAACCAUUCAGCUGCGGCACUUUUGCCUAAGUGAAUACUAUGCACUCCUCCUGUAUAUUUCCUCGGUGGGCAAGAUUCUAUGAUAUAUAUAUAUAUAU